AUGGAGCUUCAUGCGGAAAGUGGACUCAAGAUUGCUGCAAGAAUAUUGGCUCGCGAGAAACCCAGCAUAUUUGAAGCCUUGUUUGUGGACCCAGUUGGAUCCAACUUUGGUCCUGAUAUUGCUGACUUUGCGUUCCCUAAAGAUGCCUUUUCGAUGAAACAGAAAGUCAUCUUUAACACUAUUUUAGUUCAUAUUUUCCCAUCUUAUGUAAAUGGCGAGAAAACAGAGGGACUGGAGGGCAAAUGCAUUCUCAUCGAUACGAACUCCUCCUUCCCCAUCCUGGCAUUUACCUUAUUCACUGAAAAAUUCCUGUCUACGCGCUACCCAGCAACUUCUCACUCGGCACUGGUUGAUGAAGUAAACGAAUUUCUGACCCACCUUCCAGAUCUUGAAUCGAUUUGCAUAUGUACCCGCAUGCUUCUCUCGGCUAAGGUGGGUUUCCUCUUUCGUAAAGUACCUCACUCUCAGGACUUGAGGCGUAACACAUUACCUUUCUACUACCGCCCGAACCAGCGCGUCGUUUUCCAAGAUGGUGAUCCUCAAAGCCGACAGAUAACGGUUGAAAUAACAGAUGGGGACGGACCUGCAUUUAGUUCUGCCUUCAAGUUGUUUACCCAGGUGUGA
This is a messenger RNA of Hydatigera taeniaeformis, 624 nucleotides long. The record is from the annotation of a GenBank genome assembly. NCBI's taxonomy places the organism in Eukaryota, Metazoa, Platyhelminthes, Cestoda, Cyclophyllidea, Taeniidae.